This is a messenger RNA of Gossypium raimondii (Peruvian cotton), 1063 nucleotides long. RefSeq lists its product as hypothetical. NCBI's taxonomy places the organism in Eukaryota, Viridiplantae, Streptophyta, Magnoliopsida, Malvales, Malvaceae. The record is from RefSeq and is a predicted model, not a curated record. Bases 160 to 828 code for a protein of 222 amino acids. The transcript is spliced from 3 exons.
CCCCCCUCCCUCCUUACAAUUUGGUUGAGUGAAUGAAUUCAAGCUUAAAGCUUAAUAUUAAAACCCCAUUUCCUUGUUUCCUUGCAUUGAAGGAAACAGCUUAGUUAAAGUGCUCUCUCUUGUCUCAUGGUUGAGUAGAGGAAGAGAAAAAAAAAAGACAUGGGGAAUUGUGUUACAGUUUACAAGAACAAAGAUCCUGCAGACAUGGAUCUUAGUGCCCGAAUUCAAUCACCCAUUAAGGAGAACAAUGUUAGAAGGGAGCCCUCAAUUGUUGGAUACGAUUCCAGGCUUCAGCCUUCAUCAAUGGAACAAGAAACUAAUUUACAAGAGAUGGGAUUCAAGAUGGUGUGGAUAUUUUGCGCCAUAAAUGCAUUAUGUAAAAUUGGGUCAUGUUUAGCAUGUGUAAUUAAGUGUGCCUAUAAUUUCUCUCCAGGUAAAACAGAGGAGAGCUUUUUUGAUUCACAGCCCUCGUUAGAAUCUGACUUUGAAGAUUUCUUCAGUGCCAAUGGUGAUUCCGCCUCUUCUUCGGGGAACAGUCCAAACCACCAGAAAAGCAACCAUUCGAUGGAGGGUGCAGUGGAUGCACAUGGAGAGUCUCCAACUGAUACAAAGAAGCAACUAAUCGAGUUAUUUCGUGAGAGCUUGGAUAAUGAUGAUGAUGGAAACUCAGCUGCUGGAAGUAGUAAAGCGACACCGUACAGGGGACACCUCCCAAGGAAAGACGUGAAAGCAGCGGAGUCUGCGCAGUGCUGCCUUCCAAGUUUGGUGCGGAACUUGAGCUUUGGUGAAAGAAAGAAACGGCUACCAAGCCCUGCUGCCCAAUAUUGAUGGAUGGGUUGGAUUAGGUAAGGUAAGCUACAUAUUUACUUUGUAUAAAUCUCUUCACAAGUUAUCAAGAUUAGCAUGUUUGAAAAAGUUACAAUCUUAAACAAACCCUUACUUGUUAUUUACCACCACCACAAUCCUAUGCUUUUGUUACCCAAACUCGGGUGUAAAUGUAUUUUUAAACUUUUUAGAGGAUCAUAUUCUAUAAUGAAAAGUGAAAAGUUGAUUGAUAGGGAUA